This is a messenger RNA of Limulus polyphemus (Atlantic horseshoe crab), 1001 nucleotides long. RefSeq names its product splicing factor 3A subunit 2-like (gene Sf3a2). Gene Ontology annotation, molecular function: zinc ion binding; nucleic acid binding. Gene Ontology annotation, cellular component: U2-type prespliceosome; U2 snRNP; catalytic step 2 spliceosome. The transcript is spliced from 3 exons. Bases 110 to 988 code for a protein of 292 amino acids. Lineage: Eukaryota; Metazoa; Arthropoda; Merostomata; Xiphosura; Limulidae. The record is from RefSeq and is a predicted model, not a curated record. Gene Ontology annotation, biological process: spliceosomal complex assembly.
CGUAGAUGGCUCUUUGUCGUGCUAAUUAGGGGGAAUAGUACGAAUUUAAGUUUAACAUUUUUGAGAAACAUUUCUUUUAGUAUUAGGAUAUAUCUGAGAGUGGACAGUUAUGGACUUUCAGCAUAGGCCUGGAGGAAAAACGGGGUCAGGUGGUGUAGCCUCAUGGUCCGAAACUAAUCGAGACAGACGAGAACGUCUUCGCCAGUUGGCUUUGGAGACAAUUGACCUGAAUAAAGAUCCCUACUUUAUGAAAAACCAUUUAGGAUCAUACGAAUGUAAACUUUGUUUGACACUCCACAAUAACGAAGGAAGCUACCUAACUCACACUCAAGGAAAAAAGCACCAGGCAAAUCUUGCUCGCAGAGCUGCCAAAGAAGCUAAGGAUUCACCAGCUCAGCCAGCACCAGCUAAGCCAAGAGUCGAUAUAAAGAAAUUUGUUAAAAUUGGUCGACCAGGCUAUCGGGUGACUAAACAACGAGAACCUGAAACAGGACAACAGAGUCUUUUAUUUCAGAUUGAUUAUCCAGAAAUAUCUGAGAUUGUUAUUCCGAGACAUCGUUUUAUGUCGGCAUAUGAACAGAAAAUUGAACCUCCAGAUAAAAAAUGGCAGUAUCUGCUGUUUGCAGCUGAACCAUACGAAACUAUUGCGUUCAAAGUUCCCAGUCGUGAAGUAGACAAGUCCGAAGGAAAAUUCUGGACAAUGUGGAACCGAGAAACUAAACAGUUUUUUCUGCAGUGUAGUUUUAAGAUAGACAUCAAAAGCAAACCAUUUUCUAUACUAUCAGCAAAUGUUCCACCAACUUCCCAUCUUACACCUCCACCAAAUACAAACCUUCCACCUCCACCUCCUCCUCUUAUUCCUCCCCCACCUCCACGUCCUCCUGGUCCACCGCCUCUUCCUCCUCCUCCUCCUCCCCCUUCUAUGGUACCAACUAAUUUUGAUAGUGCUCCUCCUUUACCUCCACCACCUGGUCCUUCUCCUCAGUAAUGUGGUUUUUCUG